Messenger RNA from Sapajus apella (tufted capuchin), 359 nucleotides. RefSeq names its product cytochrome P450 1A2-like. NCBI's taxonomy places the organism in Eukaryota, Metazoa, Chordata, Mammalia, Primates, Cebidae. Gene Ontology annotation, biological process: hormone biosynthetic process; progesterone metabolic process. The record is from RefSeq and is a predicted model, not a curated record. Gene Ontology annotation, molecular function: iron ion binding; heme binding; steroid 17-alpha-monooxygenase activity. The transcript has a single exon. The annotation marks the transcript as partial.
GCAGCUGUUGGGGGACCCGUCUGAGUUCCGGCCCGAGCGGUUCCUCACCGCCAAAGGCACCGCCAUCAACAAGCCCUUGAGUGAGAAGAUGCUGCUGUUCGGCCUGGGCAAGCGCCGGUGCAUCGGGGAGGUCCUGGGCAAGUGGGAGGUCUUCCUCUUCCUGGCCAUCCUGCUACAGCAGCUGGAGCUCAGCGUGCCGCCGGGCGUGCAGGUCGACCUGACCCCCAUCUACGGGCUGACCAUGAAGCACGCCCGCUGCGGACACGUGCAAGCGCGGCUGCGCUUCUCCUUCCAGUGAGGAAGACACCGCCAUGCGGAGGCCGGGGGACUCAGCCCUCGUUUCUCUUCAUUUUUUUUAG